CAGGCACGGAGGGAGCGAGAGAGAGAGGGAGGACGAUGAUGAUGAUGAUGCUGCCGGUGGAAAAUGGCUGCUGCAUCCUCGAGCCCAUCCGAGACCAUAUGAAGGUGGACAGAGAAAGACGAGAAAAUGAGAGCAGCGAGCACAAGGAGUGAGUGAACGAGAGACCGUGUGCGUGCGUAUGUGAGCGAGAGUGUGAGAACGCGCGCGUGUGUGUGUGUGUGUGUGUGUGUGUAUGAGUGUGAGAACGCGCGCGCGAGUGUGUGUGUGCUCGGUAAGAAGGGGAAUAAAAAAGACGAGAGACCGGGGGGCAGCCAGCUCGAAGCGGCGGGCAACACUGAGCCAUGGAGGGCGAUGUGCGUGUCCGAGCGGUGGUGAUGACACGUGACGAUUCUAGUGGUGGCUGGGUGCCCCUUGGAGGCGGCGGCCUCAGUCAUGUGGUCAUUUGUAAGGGGCGGAGCUCUGAAGGUCGUGGGCGGAGAGAGUACGUCAUACGUGGAGAACGGCUACGCUAUCGAGCACCUGUGCUGGAAUGCGCCAUUCAAAAGGGUCUGGUCUACAACAAGGUGAACCCCAUCUUCCAUCAUUGGCGUGUGGAGGAGAGGAAGUUUGGUCUGACCUUCCAGAGUCCAGCUGACGCCAUCUCCUUCGAGAGGGGGCUUCAAAGUGUCCUUGAGAAGCUGGACAGAGGAUCUGACUCGCCAUCCUCCCCGACACCUGAAGAGGGCGACACUGAGGAUGACGGUCAAGCAUCUGUCUCAGUCUCAUACAGGGAGUGAGUCGUCAUCCAACAGCAGAAAAGAGAUGCUACCCAAACCCAUUACCAUUGUGACCAGUGAGUCCUCCUCCACCUGUUUUGUGCACUCCACAGAGGAGUUUGCGUAUGGGACAGGGCAUGCUGUCACGACGCAGACCCCGGCCCAGAUCCACACCCGACCUGCCCAGAACCAGCUCACCCAAGUUACCGCCGUUUUAAUAUCCCCUCGCCCCCUCCGAGGCCGUCUGCUGCAUUCCGCUCUUCUCUGCUUGGACCCUUCACGCUCGUACCGGUGGUGGGUGCAUGGGUUCGGGAAGAUCGCUUUCUGAUUUGCUGGUCGUUGGGGUCAGGGGUUGUCUCCGGGAGGUGGGGAGUGAAUGGGGAUCAGUGACGUGUAAACAAUUGUUAGUUUUUUUUCUCUUGGGUUUUAUUUAUUUAAUUUAGGGAGAAAAAUUAGAUGAAAAAUUUUUAUAGCUAUGGUUAUCAGACCUUUUUUGAGUAUAUUAUUUUACUUGAACUAUUGAAAGAUAUUUUUUGGCAACUGAUUAAUGAAUACACUCCCCUCGUACCUCUAAGUUACUGAGUUUUACCUCAAUGUCCAGUGGAGAGGAAGGCAGAUAGAGAAAGAGACACUUAUUUCGGGGACUGUGCUGUGGUGAGGUUUUGUAUAUGGUCUUUACAGUAGGUUUUUCACACACGUUCGGCCAGAACAUAUUUGUGAAGGAGAACAUUUUGAUGUCGUAUCACUUUUAGUUGUUUGAGAACAGGGAACGUGAACGGUCUGAUCGAGGGCAGUUUCACCAAAACCACAUACAUACUUUCACCACAUACAUGUCAUUCUUCUGUCAAGAUUAUAGUUGUAUUGAACUUGCCAGCAACCAAGAAUGUUGCCUAUAUUUGACCAAAAAAAGUGGAGAGAUAAUCUAGACAUGAAUCUGCCGAACAUUUGCACAGCAAAUGUGAACCGAGGCCUUGAAAUGUAGUUGAACACACCACCAAAAAUACAGUGCAAUUAGUUAUUAGUAAGAAGUAAAGAAUAAAAAGCAAAGGCUUGUUGUGUGUGACACAACAUUUUAACUUUAUCUGUCAGUAUGGCAACAAGAGAAGUACUCAAUCGUUAAGUAUAACGAGUAACACUGCUCCUCACGUGUGCUUUUGAGCUGUGUCCUAAACAGAGCAACGAAGUGACAGGACAUUUUGUCUGUGGAGUUGUGCUGGGUAGCCCCGCCCACAGUGAAAUCCCAUUGGUCCAGAAACAUCAGCUAUGUUCCGAAUGGCUCUGACUGUAUUACAGUAUAUUUUGUUUUCACUGUGGACAGACAAAUGACUUGAUGCUGAAAACUUCGUCGUCUGGCUAAAGGACACACAAAUUUAGACCAAUCAGUUCAAACACUGCCUGGCAUAACGGUUUGGACCUCAAAGUGUUAAGAAAUAUUGCUUUAAAUAUCUCAAAGCUGCUAUUUCAACUCCCCUAAACUUGUCAUACCUCGCUGCUAGUAAUGAGGAGUUAGGGAAUCAGACACAGCCCUGUAGUCCAUUUUUGAGUUAGGAACACAAUGAUGGUUUCUCCAUCAAUGUUGUAUUAACUGCUCAUUAGAGUCACUUUAAAAGAAAAGGGUUUUUACAGCAAGAUGAGCCACUAGACUAUUCGAUCUACACACGUGCAUUGUAUUUCACUGUGCAUCUGGAGUCCAUUUUUGAAGAUGUGAGACAUUCUCUCACACACACUCUCACUCACUCUUUAUGGGCAGAAUAUUAGACAUGAGUAGAGAAACACAAAAAGCCCCAAAAAUAGCACUGGAAAAAAGAACUUUGCGAGAUGAGACCACCCUUGAGGGCCCUAGUCAUACAUCCUAUUAAUAAAUGUGCCUUUUGAUUUAUUUAACCAAUAACCUAUAAUUUCUAAGUAACAACAUACCUAAAUACUCAUUUUCUUUUUCGGGUUGUUUAUUUCUGCCAAUGUGCAUAUUUUAAUAUGUAUGUGUCUAUUAGUUUGAAAAGUAAUCAAUGGAAAAUAUUACCUGUUUAUAUAUUUAUUGAGAUAUUUAUUCUAAUUCUUUAUUUAUUUUUGGAGACGGGUUUUUAUUUUCUGUGCUGUCUUACUUCUCUGACUUUGUGCCAAUUUGCUGCUUUGAGGUGUUACAUAUCGUGGGUUUGUAUCAUUAAUUAAACCCUAACUCUAUAUUUUAAUGAAAAGUUUGCACUCUGAUUCGUGUUUACAUGUGAUUAUGUACACUAAUACUGGGAUGGCAUCAUUC
Messenger RNA from Sinocyclocheilus anshuiensis, 3012 nucleotides. Its product is annotated as sprouty-related, EVH1 domain-containing protein 2-like. The record is from RefSeq and is a predicted model, not a curated record. The transcript is spliced from 6 exons. NCBI's taxonomy places the organism in Eukaryota, Metazoa, Chordata, Actinopteri, Cypriniformes, Cyprinidae. The coding region runs from base 342 to 776 and encodes 144 amino acids. Gene Ontology annotation, biological process: negative regulation of MAPK cascade. Gene Ontology annotation, molecular function: protein kinase binding.